CUCUAUGGAAACUCAGUAAACCAAGUAAGCUGAUCUGAAAAAGUAAUUGGUAAAAUCGCAACAACACAAAUCACCUUUGGCUAACUUCAUUUUGCCUGCACGAAAAUUUCACCGAAAAUGGCUGGUGGUGGGCGCACAGCCGGCAAAUACGGCUAUUCCGACAACAGUUACUACAGCAGUCACUCGUAUAAAAGCAUUAACGAUGAAAUCAUUUGGGUGAGCAUCGGCAUGGGCGUCACCAUAAUUGUUCUAAUAACAAUAGCGCUAUGUUACAUCGCUUGGGAGAAGUGCCACAAGAAACGUGAAUACUACAUAACAGCAUAACGUGGCAUAGCACGCACAGCGCUACACUUCCUAAAAAUGGCGUGUUUUUAUAACAAAUUGCCAGCAUUUAUGGGUACACAUACAAUGAAACCAUACAGAUACAUACAUAUAAUAUUUACUUGAAAUGGAAUUCAAGUUGCAACAACGUAACCAAAACUAUUUGCAAUGUACAAGCGAAUGCGUUACGGUACAACAUUAUGAAUGGCGAAGGAAAGAACACUAAAUAAGUAGCGGAAACGGAAGAGAGAAGAGUAGAAAAAAUGACAAAAGAGCUGCGAAGCGGAUAACACUGUACAGCAACCGAAAUCAGUUCGAAUUUUAUUAAUAUUUCCAAUAGCAAAACUCUCAAUACAUAUUCAAAAUUAGCUGGAUUUCUUUUUACGGUCACCCAAAGUUUUAUGUUUUGAUGUAAGUUAUUUAAAAAAAAAAAAACAUGCAAAAAAUGAUUGAGUAAAUAUCUGUGUGAAAGGAAAAGUUAAAGCUACAAUUAAAAGAAAAAAAAAAUUGGAGAAAAAUACAUAAAAGCUUCACUGGUAUGCACUAAAGGGUUAAGCUGCUGUAGAAAAAAUAUUCUCUUAGUUUGGCUUUUUGUAGACAAUGUCCUUUGCGAAGUGCAUAAAGAUCCCCGGAAGAUAGAAGUAAAGAUGUUAUCCAUAAAUAUGCAACAUCCCUUGUUUAUAACCCUAAGUCUCUUUUUAAAAAUAAAAGACUAAAUCGUAUAAAAUACGCUCAGUCAAAUUUCGUUUAUUUCUUAUGCUAAACCACUAGAAUACCAAUGUCUGUUCAUGUUAGAAAUGCACCAGGGUGCGCCCGAUAUAACCCUUUAAGUUUUGGACGGGAGCCUCAGUAUUUUCUCUAUAUUAGUUGCACAGUUCAUACCCCACAAUUAAGAGUCAUGCGUCGCAAAUGUCUCUAUAACUACGUUGGCAUCCUGUUUUAGACGUAUGUGU
Molecule: messenger RNA, 1274 nt
Organism: Ceratitis capitata (Mediterranean fruit fly)
Lineage: Eukaryota; Metazoa; Arthropoda; Insecta; Diptera; Tephritidae
Exons: 2
Coding region: 118-324 (68 amino acids)
Source: RefSeq, a predicted model, not a curated record